This is a messenger RNA of Penicillium alfredii, 198 nucleotides long. RefSeq lists its product as uncharacterized. Bases 1 to 198 code for a protein of 65 amino acids. The record is from RefSeq and is a predicted model, not a curated record. The transcript is spliced from 2 exons. Lineage: Eukaryota; Fungi; Ascomycota; Eurotiomycetes; Eurotiales; Aspergillaceae.
AUGAAGUUCACUACGAGCGUUCUCCUCCUUGGGGCUGCGGCUAUCUCCGCUGCCGCUAGUAUUCCCAACUUGAAUGCUACUGUACCUACCGUUCGAAGGGAUAGCGAGCCCGCUCCUGGGUGUACCAAAGGCGAUGGUGGUACCUAUUUUGCGUGGACAACCUGCAAACUUUGGAAGGACCAGCCAUCCUUGAUGUAA